AUGUCUGACUGGCAGCAUCUCUCCAUUCGCAUCUGUCUGGUCACCUAUGUGGUGCACAUGGGAAGCCUGGUUUGCUGGUUCCUUGCCGCAGUUCGAGGCUGGUGUCGAAGCUCCAAAGCCGGCACGGCACCGUCAGAAUAUGAGUAUUGGGUGGUCCGCCUGUUUUUGAUCAUGGCCGUUGCCGAUUUCGCGCGUGGGGUGGAUGGUCUCUCAGACACGUUCGAGGACGGCUCCUUUGUCAGCGUUUGGGGAAGCGUUAACAUCUCGGGUCGAUUCUUCGCCUGGUGGCUUCGUGACCUCCUUGGCUUCCAGAUUUUGCUGCUGUUCCACAGCUUCACGGUCAGGUGGUCACACACAGCUCUGGAGCUUCCAAUGCCGCGGCUCCUUAUGACAAUGGUUCGAUUCGGCUGUGCCACCGCCACCAUCGGUUUUGGAACUGGUCUCUGCGGUGCGCUUGUCACCAACAAGCAGAUAUGGCAGGUUGUCUGCAUGGUCUCCGUCCUGCCCUACAAUGCUGUGAGCUGCUUCAUGUGUGGGCGGCAUCUGUGGCGAAUCUUGCCACAGCUUGCGAAUGGGAGUGAUCCCGAAUCCGGGGAUUUGCUAGCAAGGUCCCGGACAACUGCUACACGUAUGCUUGUUGCCCAUGCCAUCAUGCUAUCGGCUUUCCCAGCUCUCAUCCACCAGAAAGUCAUGAUCGGCCAGAACCCGCUUAUCGCACACCUGCCGGUUGGCACAUGGAUUGGUAGCACCCUGCUCCCCGUCAUUACGGACGUGCCUGUGCUUUAUCCGGGCAAGCAUCCUAGUCCGGCUCUUGAGAUCGUGGAGAUCACCAUGGGCUGGUUUUGCUUAUCUCUCUGGUGGCCUGUGGUCGGGUGCGGCAGUGGGGCGGACGACGGCAAAUUCGUCGUCGUGGAGACGAUCGGCAGCCGCAUGCGUGCAGCCCACCGUGGCAAGAGCGACUGA
Molecule: messenger RNA, 963 nt
Organism: Symbiodinium necroappetens
Lineage: Eukaryota; Dinophyceae; Suessiales; Symbiodiniaceae
Source: the annotation of a GenBank genome assembly